Bactrocera neohumeralis is the source of this 1121-nucleotide messenger RNA. Its product is annotated as activity-regulated cytoskeleton associated protein 1-like. The coding region runs from base 100 to 753 and encodes 217 amino acids. The transcript has a single exon. The record is from RefSeq and is a predicted model, not a curated record. Lineage: Eukaryota; Metazoa; Arthropoda; Insecta; Diptera; Tephritidae.
UAAGAGCUGUGCGAACAACACCAACACCACUUAAUAUGUCCGCUGCAUAAAAAGCUCCUUACGACUUCAAGAGAUUGCGAGCCAACAACAAAAACGAAAAUGUCACAACAAUCCACCAUUCAGCUGACGACCGAGCAGCUGCAAUUAAUGCUGGACUCGGUGCGUUCUGCAGCCGUUGCCGCGGCCAAUUGUGCCGCCCCUUCCACCGUGAUGAUGAGGGGCACGUUCAUGUAUUGCAACAGUCGACUUGGCGAUCAACAUGAUUCCGCUUAUGUCGAGGAGUUUAUACAAUCGGUAUUGGCUUACAAGGAUAUGGAAUCGAUUAGCGAUGAGGACGCACUUAAAAGUAUCGCCAUACUGUUUUACGGCGAGGCUGCUCUAUGGUGGCUGGGUGUGCGUGGGGCGAAGGAAGUACACACUUGGGAUGAGGCAAUCGCUUUGAUUCGUGAGCACUUCGCACCCGCCAAACAAGCUUAUCAACUUUAUAUGGAGAUCUUUGAGGAAAAGCAAGAUGACGAGACAGCCAUUGGAACAUUUGUCUGCCGGAUGCGUGCUCAACUGGCACAAUUGCCCGAGGGACGUCACAAUGAGGAAACCGAGUUGGAUAUGGUCUAUGGUUUGCUGAAUAUGAAGUAUCGGCGUCAAAUAUUACGUCAGGAUGUUAAAACUUUCCGUGAUUUGCUUGAGAGAGGAAGGGCCGUUGAGCAUAAUUGUAAGGAAGUCGAUGUGAAGAAACGUAAAAAUAAUUCCUAACGGAGGAGUUUGAAAGUAUUCAUCCUAUCGUCAGAUCGCUUACUAAUAGGCGAUGAGCAAAUUAAUUCGUUGUAUUUUGAUCUUGAAAUCCGACUCCAUCAAAAAUGCGGAAACAUGGAAAUUUUCUUUCUCAAAGUUAGCGGAAGCAACGUUGUUGUCCCCGAAAAAAGUAUAUUCUUAGAAAAUUAUUCAUAACCCGAGAUCUCGAGGUGCAGAAGAGCUUGGAGAGCGACAGUAACUACGUUAUGAAAGGUUAACAGGUAGUUUAGAGUCAUAUGUAGGAAAGGAGUUAAGGAGUAUGUAAGAAAUGUGCCUGAAAUAUAUAAAAUAAAUAAAGUGAUUUAUAAGCGAUAUGUUUUACAAAGUAA